This is a messenger RNA of Salvia splendens (bonfire salvia), 951 nucleotides long. Its product is annotated as myb family transcription factor PHL11. Lineage: Eukaryota; Viridiplantae; Streptophyta; Magnoliopsida; Lamiales; Lamiaceae. The transcript has 7 exons. The record is from RefSeq and is a predicted model, not a curated record. Gene Ontology annotation, molecular function: DNA-binding transcription factor activity; DNA binding. Bases 161 to 901 code for a protein of 246 amino acids.
CUUUUUCGUCUACAAGCUUUAUUUUUAUUCGCGGUCUAAAUAAUUUAGGAAGGUCUAUACACAUAAAUAUAAUCGUCUCCCUUUUUCUCCGUUGGAUUCUUGAGUCUCUUUUUCGCUUUAGUAGAGGAUUCAUGAGGUGAAUUCCGGUGUGGUGGUGGCGAUGGACAGAAUGUAUGCCGGUGGCGGCGGAGUUGGUGGCAGCGGCGGCGUGGUUCUGACAAGAGACCCCAAGCCGAGGCUGAGGUGGACUGCUGAUUUGCACGACCGUUUUGUUGAUGCUGUCACAAAGCUUGGUGGCCCUGACAAGGCUACUCCAAAAUCAGUGCUGAGAGUGAUGGGGCUAAAGGGGCUCACAUUGUAUCACUUAAAGAGCCAUUUACAGAAGUAUAGGCUUGGACAGCAGCAAGCCAAACAGCAGAAUUAUGCUCUUGAACAUAACAUAGACAGCUUUGAGAAUCCGUAUAUGCACAUUGCAAGUACAAGCGUUAAUUCAUCGAGCAUGAAUAGCGAACAAGGAGACGUUCCCCUCGCUGAAGCAGUAACGUGCCAGAUCGAGGUGCAGAAAACGCUACAAGAACAGCUCGAGGUGCAGAAGAGAUUGCAAAUGAGAAUAGAAGCACAAGGGAAGUACUUGCAAGCCAUACUAGAAAGAGCGCAACUGAGCCUUUCUGCUAACUCGGAUCACUCGAUUAAAGCUCAGCUAACAGACUUCAACUUGGCGCUAUCGAGCUUCAUUCACACCGUCAAUGGAGACAACAGGAAUGGAGAGGAAGCACGUGACACAAAAGACAUCAAGCUCGAAGGGCCUUCCAUCGAGUUUGAUCUCAACUCCAGAAGUAGCUACGACUUCAUAGGCGUUUCCGGAUCAGGUUUCAAACACAAACCACUUCAAAAUCGAUGAGGAUGUAUCUAACUGAAUUUGCUAAUAUACUGUAUUAUACAGAUGGAACA